AUGGCGAGGAACAUUCCCGACACGAAGCAGGUGAGGAUUUGGGACCGGACUCUACGGGAUUUCACCCAUGGGAAGCAGAACAUGAACCUUUUGGGGUGGGGUUUUCUGCUGUCUUGGCUGUCUUGGCCGUCUUGGCUGAUUUGCGCCUGGGCUCUUCGUUGCUCGUCCUCUAUGUUUGUAGGAAUAAGCGUGGGUAGCAGGGGCGGAUUGUUACCGUGUCCCCAAUCCGAUGAAGGUUCUCGUUGCGGUGCGCUCGUUGCUGCUGGUUGUGGCGGUAUCGACCUCUGCGGCUGCGGCUGCAAUUGUGCCAUGGGAAUCGGUGACGGUAGGGAACUCGGGGGAUGCCCAGAUCCGCUGUAUCUCGAGGACGCAAGUGUAAGUGGUCGUAGGGGCGGUUCUGGUGAUUUGGGCACUUCGUCAUGGGUGGUGCGUCGUGUAAGUGGUCGCGGAAACGGAGGGACUCUGGACAAGAUGCUUCGUGAAGGCGACGUCGAAGCCUGUGCCGUGACUGAAUUCUCGCCUGUAUUAGUCGGUGCCGGAGCCGAAUGUUGCUGUUCUGUAUCCGCAUCUCGUGGUCGUUCAUUUCGAGCCCGCCGUAAUAGAUCGGCCCUGAUCCUUUCCAUCCUCCCGUUUCCAAACACCAUUUUGUCGUGUAGGAUUUUGUACUGUAGUUGCUCCGUUCAAAUAGCCGAAAUCAUGGUCCGCACGAAAUGA
Molecule: messenger RNA, 714 nt
Organism: Pochonia chlamydosporia 170
Lineage: Eukaryota; Fungi; Ascomycota; Sordariomycetes; Hypocreales; Clavicipitaceae
Exons: 1
Coding region: 1-714 (237 amino acids)
Source: RefSeq, a predicted model, not a curated record